Trichosurus vulpecula (common brushtail) is the source of this 3807-nucleotide messenger RNA. It is a transcript of the gene ACADSB, whose product is annotated as acyl-CoA dehydrogenase short/branched chain. The record is from RefSeq and is a predicted model, not a curated record. Gene Ontology annotation, molecular function: acyl-CoA dehydrogenase activity; flavin adenine dinucleotide binding. Bases 779 to 2083 code for a protein of 434 amino acids. Gene Ontology annotation, cellular component: mitochondrion. The transcript has 11 exons. NCBI's taxonomy places the organism in Eukaryota, Metazoa, Chordata, Mammalia, Diprotodontia, Phalangeridae.
GCGGCCGCCGCCCGGGAUGCUCCGGCUCCGUCCACCAAUCUGGGCGCUCUCCGCGCCGCGCUCCGCUCCCCGGCCGCACCGAGGCGGAGCGCAGCCCCCAGCGCCGGGUCGUGACCUCUCACCUCGGCCCCCUCCCUCGGAAAAGAAGGCGAAAGGCCAGACUCUCCGCCCUCCCCGCCCCAGUCCCCGGGGAGACCCCGAGCCUCCCUGACCCCCACCCCGUCGCACGCGCGCACGCACUCGCGGCCCCCCGCCCCCAGGCUCAAUCUUGUUCGCCCACCUCUUGACAACCGCCUCGAACAAGCACCGUCGUCGUCUCCGUCGCCGCCGCCGCCUCCACCUCCGCCGCCGUCGAUGUCUUCGUCACCGUCGUCGUCGCCGCCGCCGCAGCCGCCAUGUUUGUUGUGUCUCCGCUUCCCUCCCCCUCCCCCCGCACCCCCUUUCCCCCUCCUUCUUUCUUCAAGUCUCGCGUGAACGGCGGCCGCUCGCGCCCCGAGACUCCUCAGGAGGGGCAGUAGGGAGAACUACUCCGGGAGAAAAACAUGCCCGGCUAGCUUUCCCUCCUCCCUCCCACCUCCUCCUCUUUCUUCCCUUAAAUGUCCAUUCGGGCCUCCCGUAGGAGCCGCGGGUGGGUGGGGGAGCGGCCGUAGGGGGGUGUGUGCGGGGCGUUUCUGCCUGCCCCGCCCCUCGCCCCGCCCCCUGCCCUCCCUUCCACCUUGCCUUGGGCUACGGGGGCUGGCUCGAAGCUGGAGCACAGUCUAACUGGAGGGGAGCCGAGAUGGAGCUGGCGGCGGCGCAGCUCCUGCGCUCCGGAGGCGGUGGCCUGCUAAGAAGAAACUUCUUGACUUGUCUGUCCUCUUGGAAAACUCCUCCUUGUUUCUUAAAAUCUUCCCAGCCAGAAGCUUCAUAUAAUAUGUCAAAUAAUGGAGUAACAUUUGCUCCACUUCAGACAUUUACAGAAGAGGAAAUGAUGAUUAAAAAUAUGGUUAAAAAGUUUGCAGAGAAACAAGUUGCUCCUUUCGUGGCCUCAAUGGAUGAAAAUUCAAAAAUGGACAAAUCAGUAAUAGAUGGAUUAUUUCAACAAGGGUUGAUGAGUAUUGAAACUGAAACAAAGUAUGGAGGGACAGGAGCUUCAUUUUUUUCCUGUAUCCUAGCAGUAGAGGAAUUAGCAAAGGUUGAUGCAUCUGUAUCUAUUUUCUGUGACAUCCAGAAUACAUUAAUCAAUAAACUGAUUAGAAAAUUCGGGACAGAAGAACAAAAGACAACCUACUUGACCAAGCUGGCUAAAGACACAAUAGGAAGUUUUUGCCUUUCUGAGGCUCAGGCUGGCAGUGAUGCAUUUGCUUUAAAGACUAAAGCUGAGAAGAAGGGAGACUAUUAUAUCAUCAAUGGCUCCAAAAUGUGGAUUAGCAACGCAGAAUACGCAGGAGUCUUUCUGGUGAUGGCAAAUGCUAACCCUGGUAUGGAUUACAGAGGAAUUACUUGUUUCAUAAUAGAUCGUGACACAGAGGGACUUCAGAUAGGAAAGAAAGAAAACAAAUUAGGACUCAGAGCAUCUUCUACCAAUUCAUUGAUGUUUGAUAAUGUUAAGGUACCAGAAACUAAUAUCCUAGGACAGCUUGGCCAUGGGUACAAAUAUGCCAUUGGAAUGCUUAAUGCAGGCAGAAUAGGAAUUGCUGCACAGAUGUUAGGACUGGCACAGGGAUGUUUUGACCACACCAUUCCCUAUCUUAAAGAAAGAAUGCAGUUUGGUGAAAGAAUAUUUUCUUUUCAGGGAAUUCAACAUCAAGUAGCUCAAGUGGCCACGCAGCUCGAGGCUGCAAGAUUGCUGACUUACAAUGCUGCCAGACUUUCAGAAACUGGGAAACCAUUUGUAAAAGAAGCUUCCAUGGCAAAAUAUUUUACAUCAGAGAUUGCUGGAUUGACAACUAGUAAAUGCAUAGAGUGGAUGGGUGGAGUUGGGUAUACCAAAGAUUUUCCAAUGGAAAAAUACUUCCGAGAUGCAAAGAUUGGUACAAUAUAUGAAGGAACAUCAAAUAUCCAGUUAAAUACCAUAGCAAAAUUGUUAGGUCAAGAAUACUGAGGGUCACAAGAACAUGACGACUGUUACUGCAGCCACUUUGUAAAACAUAAAUCGAGUGCCUUAGAUGGGAAACAGUGGGGUACUUUCAAGCUGGAAUAGUUUUCUACAUUACAUUCUCUUGGAACAUAUUGGGUCUCUCUGCUUCUUGCUUCUCACCAGUGAUUCAGAGCAGGUAACUUUUCUUCAUGGUACAGAGGUUACUUUUUCCCAGCAUCUGGCAAAAUUAAGAUACUUCUUUUGAGGUAAUUAUUACAAAAAUUGUCAUUUCAGCUUCAUUUUAAAAUCUAUCAUAUUUCUAAUACAGAUCAGAGAAAUUGGUAUCAGAGUAGGUUAUUUGUAUUCAAUACCUUUGCAGAUUCACCAGUGCCUAGUAUCAUAUCUAUUUUGCACAUGUUUAUUGAAAGAUUUAAUGCUGGUAAAUUCAGAAAUUGAUAGAAAUUCAUCAAGAAAAGCUAAGAGAGUCAUUUUAAAUGUCAAAAAAUUUGCAUAGCAUAAUAGUGCAAGUCAAUUAAAGGAACUGUUUAAUUUAUAUUUAAUUGUUUUAAUUAGAACAAAAUGUGGUUUGUUGUUGAGUUCACUUAAAAAUUAUAAAUGGUCUAAUCAUGUCAGCAGAUUGUAAAGUCUCAGUAUCACUUUUCAAGUUCUGUGGUUAAGAAACUUAGUAAAAUAUUUUUAAAUCAGUUAAUUUUGUAAAACUAAAGAUCUCCACGAGGCACUGUUUUUCAGUAUCUCUAUAUCUUUCUGAAUCUAAAUUGCAUGUUGUUAACCCUAAUUAAUUUGUUGAGCCUUAUCAUGAAAAAAAUUCAAAAUUGUAUUUUUUAAAGAAAACAUACACUUUAAAUCAAGUCCAUGGUGAAAUAUGAAUGUUUUACUACUCUAUUUUAAAAGGGUUAUGCUGCAAAUCAGAGAACUUUGACAUUUGGUAUACAGGUACAUUUUCAAAAUAACUUUUCUAAUGCAAUAAUAGUUAAGCAUUUGAAAUAUAUAAAUACAGCCUAAAGGGAGGAACCAUCUUUGACUGAUGGAGAGAGAAAUAAAGAAAAAUGUAGUUCAAAAAAGAUAGCAAUCUACUGUACUAUAAAAAAGUUAGUGACGAAAGUCCCAACAUUCAGUCCUUCAGAGCAAGAAGUCAGAGCAACCUGAAAAAGAAGGCAUUACAAUCGUAUUUCAAUUUACCAGUUAAGAUGCUCGAGGAAUCGAAGAGGGGCUGUUAAUAGUGCCAAAGAAUUAUAUACACAAUAGUGUCAACCCUUGCUGGUCUGGGGAGGAAGGGAUUGAUGCCCAAAAGUAAUGUUUUCAGUCUCCUUAAUCAUUGGAUUAGUGACGUUAGAGAUUUGUUUUUAGAACACAGGAAAUUAAUUGGUGUCAGAACUUUUAUUCUUACCACUGGGUAGCUUGUGAUAUUAUCGGCAUUAUAUUAAGCUUAACUGAUAAGGAAUUAAUCUGGUUCCUGUCAAAAGUAGAUUGAUAAAACACAUAUUAAACACUUACUAUGUUCCAAGCAGCAUGCUGAAGUAUUAAGAAUAUGCUAAUUCAGCAUUAUUUUGACUUACGUAUCUUAACAUUUGUCAAAUCCAUCGGCCACUUGGAGAGAUCUGGAGUACUAGGCCUAUGUCAAAAAUGAGUAUUACUAUGUAUUAUCAUAUGGACAUGUGAUUACAAUGUAUUUUAAUAAAUAUUGCCAUUGAAUUAUUUCAUAAAUGAAUUUUGCUUUCUAAACAAUA